Molecule: messenger RNA, 1489 nt
Organism: Melopsittacus undulatus (budgerigar)
Lineage: Eukaryota; Metazoa; Chordata; Aves; Psittaciformes; Psittaculidae
Gene: TAMALIN
Product: trafficking regulator and scaffold protein tamalin
Exons: 8
Coding region: 1-993 (330 amino acids)
Biological process (GO): signal transduction
Cellular component (GO): plasma membrane
Molecular function (GO): protein binding
Source: RefSeq, a predicted model, not a curated record
AUGACCCUGCGGCGGCGGCGGCGGCUCCGGCCGAAGGAGGAUGCGGUGGUGGCGGCGGCGGCCCCGGAGCGCCCCGGCCCCGCCGACGUUUACCGAGCGCUGGCGGCCGCCGGGGGCACCCUGCCCCGGGUGCGCAAGGGUGCGGGGUUCAAGUGGGGGUCCCCGAGCCAGUCUCCAGAGGAGCACAGGAGGGUGGUGAUGCUGGAGAAGAAGGCAGAGGAGACCUUCGGCUUCGAGAUCCAGACCUAUGGGCUGCACCACCAGGACAGGAACAGUGUGGAGAUGUUCACCUUCGUGUGCCGGGUGCACGGCGGGAGCCCGGCCGAGGCUGCAGGGCUCAAGGCUGGGGACACAAUCACGGGGGUGAACGGGCUCAACGUGGAGGGCGUCCGGCACCGGGACAUCGUGGAGAUCAUCAAGAGCUCAGGCAAUGUGCUCCGGCUCGACACGCUCUAUGGGACGUCCGUCCGGAGGGCUGAGCUGGAGGCCCGGCUGCAGUACCUGAAGCAAACGCUCUAUGAGAAGUGGGGCGAGUACCGCUCGCUGAUGGUGCAGGAGCAGCGGCUGGUGCGGGGCGUGGUGGCCAAGGACCCCAGCAUCUACGACACGCUGGAGUCGAUCCGCUGGUGCCUGCAGGGCGAGGGGGGGCUCCCCGGCGGCUCCCCCCGCGCCAGCGGCAGCGAUGACUCCUUGUACCAGACCUGCCUCUUCGCCUCCGCCGAUUCCUUGGACCGGGACAAGGACGGGGACAAGGACAGGGGCACCUCGGGGCCUGCGCCCCCCCCACCGCGGCCGCGGCCAGCCCUGGCCCGCAGCACCAGCCUCAAGUGUGGGGCGGGCCCCGGGGCGCGGUUGUGGGGCAGGGCCGGGGACCCCGGGGAGGGGGCGGCCGCUGCCCCCCGCAAGGGCAGGCACAGCAGCUUCCGCCGGCGGCUGCUCAAGUUCAUCCCGGGGCUGAACCGGGCGCUGGAGGAGGAGGAAAGUCACCUCUAACGGGGGUACCGGGAGGAGCAUCACCUCUAACGGGGGUACCGGGAGGAGCAUCACCUCUAAUGGGGGUUAACGAAAGGAGCAUCACCUCUAACGGGGGUUAACGAAAGGAGCAUCACCUCUAAAGGGGGUUAACGAAAGGAGCAUCACCUCUAAAGGGGUACCAGGAGGAGUCACCUGUAACGGGGGUACCGAGCCCCCCCCAGGCUUAUUUAUUUAUUUAUUGCAAGGGACUACGAGCCCCCCCCGGGGGCCACUGGAGGAGCUUGGGGUCAGCCCCAGGGGUCCUGGCUUGGCUCACUCAAUCCAUAGGGGCCCUCAGCAGCAUGGGACAGACACGGACCCCGGCCCGGCGCACGAAGCCACCGCUCAUCUCAGGAACCGGUGCCAUCCUCACUGGGGGACAUGGGGGGACUCUGCGUGUGCCCCCCCACCCCAGCUCGGGGCUCACGGGGGUCCCACCCCAGCAGCUUUUGUACCAAUACAGAGACGUUUUGCA